AUGACCAAUGGUGCUUGUAUACAAUUUCCCAUUGAAAUGAGUCUGCCAUGGAUAUUCACAGAUCAUAUAUUAGAGACAGAACAUCCUGGGUACAUGGAAUAUCUUCUGUAUAUGCUUGAUCUUUACAACGAUGCUGCUGAGUGUGCAUUAAAUCGAUUUCGUCGAAGAUUCCUCUAUGAAGAAAUAGAAGCUGAAGCAAAUUUAGUCUUUGAUCAGUUAGUCUAUAAACUGGGUGAUAAAGUAUUCAGACAUUAUAAGCGUUAUGCCGCAUCAAUUCUACUAGAUAAACGUUUUAGAGCUGAGGCUCAACGUACGGCUUCAUGGCGUGAACCGUACCCACCGCCGAAUCGUUAUACUGCAGCUCUACUACGACAGAAAAAUAUUCAAUUACUUGGUCGUUCUAUAGAUCUUAAUCGGUUGAUAUGUCAGCGAAUGAACACGGCGAUAUACAAAUCAAUUGAAGUUGCUAUUUCACGUUUUCACAGUUCAGAUAUAACUGGGAUAAUCGUAAGUUUGUCACUGAUAUCAACAUUAUUACUACGAUUAUUACAUAUCUUAGCCUUUGAUUAG
Molecule: messenger RNA, 570 nt
Organism: Heterobilharzia americana
Lineage: Eukaryota; Metazoa; Platyhelminthes; Trematoda; Strigeidida; Schistosomatidae
Source: the annotation of a GenBank genome assembly